UUCCCCCACACACCAGCUGCUAAAAGGAAGUUCUGGGCGUCACUAAGGGCUACAAUAUGUGACAUCUACACCGGCAGGUGUCCAAAAACAGGAAGGAACUAGGGGGACGCCUAGCAGGUUGGGGGUGCAGCGCCGGCCUGGCCCCUAAAGUGAUGAACCUGCCAUUACGUCAGGCAGGAUUUCUGGACCAGUCUCAAAAAUGAAUCACUCAGAUUUGCCGUGACGGAGUCUUCUGUAACCAGACGGAUAUUACAAAACCUCCCAGCUUUCGAUUUUGAGAUCACUUCAGAUCAUUCAGGACCCGGCAGAUUCAGCUUUACAGAUUUUUUAAAGUUCCAUCUGGGACCCUGAUGCAGAGAGAGGCGGACAUGGCGCAGUCCCUGAGUCCAUCCCCCUUCAUUAUUGACAUCUCGCCCAGAGUCCUGGACGAUCUCUGCCGCUGUCUGGACAGCCUGAGUGACUGGGAGUGGAUGCGGCUCGUGUCACAUAUCCUGAACGACCAGACUACCAUUCAGCGCUUUUACAUGAGGCGGCGAUCAGGGGAUUACAUCACCCGGGAGCUGCUCUGGAGCUGGGGACAGAAGCUGGCCACCGUCCAGGACCUGGAGGUCGUUCUGAAGAUGCUGGAGCUCUACCGGGCAUUAGAAAUUCUCCACCAGAACCCCUGUAAUCUGGUGAAAUCCCCUGUGACUGAGGAAAGUCAUGCAGAGCCACGUAUUUCUGAAGGAGCGAAAAGAAACGGCGGGAAUUGCAACGGUAUUACAGAAUUCAAUUCACAGACACUUCCUUUACCACCACAACCCCCAUCAGAACUGCUGAGCUCCCUAUGGACCGACUCGUAUUCUGACCACGUAUCCAGCACAGAUCAGGUGUUAACUGUCCCUCAGCAGGAGAUCAGUUUGUCCCUGUCCACCAUGUGUCAGCAGUGGACGGUGCAGCAGCUGGAGGACGCUACAGACAGAUUCAGUAUGAACAGGAAGAUACACAGCGGACGAUUUGCUGAUGUCUUUUUAGGACGGAAAGGAGACAAUGUCUAUGCAAUAAAGAGGCUGAAGGAGGGGCACACGGAGCAGUCGGAUACGACAGAUUCCUCCUACGAGAAAGAAGCACAGAUAGGUUUUCGAUGUCAUCACCCCAAUCUGCUGAAGCUGCUCGGCUUCUGUGUGGAGAGCGGACGCCAUUACCUCGUCUACCGCUUCAUGAAGGAGGGAUCUCUGGAUGUUGCUUUACAGGCUGCACCUUGUGUUCUGGGCUGGGAGCGGAGACUGUCUAUCGCUGCGAGUCUGUUACAAGGUGUCGGACACUUGCACGAGGCCGGGAUUUUUCAUGGUAACAUUAAGAGUUCCAAUGUCUUUUUGGACGAGCAUUUCACUGUAAAGUUGGGCCAUGCCGGGGCUCGAUUCUGUCCUGAUCGAUCAGCAAAUUACACUAACGUGAAAACGUACGAGCUGCAGAGAUUCCAGCCUUACCUGCCGGACAGCUACCUGCGGAGCGGCCAGCUGACCGCCCAGACCGACGUCUUCUCCUGCGGUGUAGUUUUAGCAGAACUUCUGACAGGACUGAAGCCCGUUGACAAGGAGCGGGACCCCAGCUACCUGAAAGAUCUGAUCCUGACGGAGGUGGAGCAGGUGAAAUUAAAAUCGGAGUCCGUCGGUGACAGAGCGGGGUCUGUGGAUCUUCUGUGCGCAGGAGAAAUCGGACAGAAAUACGCGGAUCCAAGACUGGAGAGACUGGGAAGACGUCCCGCCAUACACUGGGCUUCUGCCGUCUGCCUGUGCCUGACCAAGAAGAGGACGUCAUUAUCGGAGGUAAUGACAAUGAUGGAGAAGGCUCAGGAGUCGUUCACAGCCUGCGCUCCGGAAUCCCCGCAGGAGAUGUCCAGCGUGAACGUCCCGGAGGAAAGCGAUGAAUCCUUGUCCAUAGGCUACAUCCAAGGAGAUGCAGCAGAGCCGCCCAGCGGUACCGCCAAGGCUGCCUGGCCCAGGAGCGGAACGUCGGUACCAGAGAGCCCAUACUGCCCGGCGCAACACGGAGUCUCCAAAGGGAGUCCGUGUGAACUGGACGAGUCUGGAAGCUUCGACUUCUGUCCUGCAGACGGAUGGUCCGAGACCGAGCAAACCUCAUCUGCUGCAAGGCCGGGCAACUCGCGUACCCCAGAAAGGAACUGCCCCCCAACAGAGAGUAACGAGACGUCGUGGGUAAUUGAAAUAAAUGAAGCAAAACUGAAGCUGAUGGAGGAUCUUGAGCUGUACGCUGAGGAGAAGGUGGACAGCGCGGUUCUCUUUGACUCGGCCUGAGUAUACGGUCGCCUGCGUACACUGGAGACGGACAUUUUCAGGGUUCUAUAAUAUUUCCGGUGAUUCCUUCAGUGUUUGCACGUUUCGGACGCACCACACAUUACUACCUCUGCAGAGACUACCUCCACGUCAGCCAUGUUCUGGGCAUGAGCGCACAUACAGGAGCGGUGCUGCCGGGUCACUGGAUGAGCACUUGAUUGUCCCUCACCCAUCAUUACAAGGAAAGGAGACGGCAGUGACCCCCGGGGCAGACCCUCCUGAUCCUUGUGUGCUUCUGCUGGGGUCACCGUAGAGAAGAGGGGCUCUAUGCAGAUUUAAAGGGGUUGUUUGAAAUUAGAAAAACAUGGCUACUUCCAGGAACAGCGCACUCUUGUCCCCGGGCCAUGUCUGGUAUUGCAGGUCAGCACCAAUCAUAUAACUGGACGAGCGCGGUGCUAUUUCUCCAAUAGAAUGGCCAUGGUUUAAAAUUGAGGUUUGGGGCCAGCCCGAUCUUGGACUCCUUCUCCGUGGGCCUCAUCCCAGCACAGGAGGUGCAAUCUCCCUCUUGGAUUUUAGCUUUACAACCAGCAAUGAACAGACUUGGCGUUUGGCAAACAGCAUUACGGUUUUUAUAAAUAUAAUUGAUAUAAGGAUGUAUAGAAGGAGCGGUUUUAUAAAUUGUGUAAAAUAAAAGUAUCAGACA
Messenger RNA from Bufo bufo (common toad), 2979 nucleotides. It is a transcript of the gene IRAK2, whose product is annotated as interleukin 1 receptor associated kinase 2. The transcript has 14 exons. Gene Ontology annotation, molecular function: protein kinase activity; protein binding; ATP binding. The record is from RefSeq and is a predicted model, not a curated record. Gene Ontology annotation, cellular component: plasma membrane. Lineage: Eukaryota; Metazoa; Chordata; Amphibia; Anura; Bufonidae. Gene Ontology annotation, biological process: signal transduction; protein phosphorylation. The coding region runs from base 351 to 2297 and encodes 648 amino acids.